GGGCGGAGCUCCAGGUCACGUGACUGUCCAGGCCCGCCCCCCUCUGCAGCUGAAGACUUCCCCUCCCGCAGUGACAGAGCGUCUGGGUCGGUGAUCGGUACAGUUUCUGCACCUCGCGCCCCGGCAGGUAAAUUAACAUGAUGGAUUUCUCCAAGCUACCCAAAAUACGUGAUGAAGAUAAAGAAAGCACAUUUGGUUAUGUGCAUGGGGUCUCAGGACCUGUGGUUACAGCCUGUGACAUGGCAGGUGCUGCCAUGUAUGAACUGGUGAGAGUGGGCCACAGCGAGCUGGUUGGAGAGAUUAUCCGAUUGGAGGGUGACAUGGCUACUAUCCAGGUGUAUGAAGAAACCUCUGGUGUGUCUGUUGGAGAUCCUGUACUUCGCACUGGUAAACCCCUCUCGGUAGAGCUUGGUCCUGGCAUUAUGGGAGCCAUUUUUGAUGGUAUUCAAAGACCUUUGUCGGAUAUCAGCAGUCAGACUCAAAGUAUUUACAUCCCCAGAGGAGUAAAUGUAUCUGCUCUUAGCAGAGAUGUCAAAUGGGAUUUCACACCUUGCAAAAACCUACGGGUUGGUAGUCACAUCACUGGUGGAGAUAUUUACGGAAUUGUCAACGAGAACUCGCUCAUCAAACACAAAAUCAUGUUGCCUCCACGAAACAGAGGAACUGUCACUUACAUAGCUCCACCUGGAAAUUUCGAUACCUCUGAUGUUGUGCUGGAGCUUGAAUUUGAAGGUAUAAAGGAGAAGUUCAGCAUGGUCCAAGUAUGGCCCGUACGUCAGGUUCGGCCUGUCACUGAGAAGUUGCCGGCAAAUCAUCCUCUGUUGACUGGCCAGAGAGUCCUUGAUGCCCUUUUUCCAUGUGUACAAGGAGGAACUACUGCAAUCCCUGGAGCUUUUGGCUGUGGAAAGACAGUGAUAUCACAGUCUCUAUCCAAGUAUUCCAACAGUGAUGUGAUCAUCUACGUGGGAUGUGGUGAGAGAGGAAAUGAGAUGUCUGAAGUCCUCCGGGACUUCCCAGAGCUCACGAUGGAAGUUGAUGGUAAGGUAGAGUCAAUUAUGAAGAGGACAGCGUUGGUAGCCAAUACCUCCAAUAUGCCUGUUGCUGCUAGAGAAGCCUCUAUUUAUACUGGAAUAACACUGUCAGAAUAUUUCCGUGACAUGGGCUAUCACGUCAGUAUGAUGGCUGACUCUACCUCUAGAUGGGCUGAGGCUCUUAGAGAAAUCUCUGGUCGCUUAGCUGAAAUGCCUGCAGAUAGUGGAUAUCCUGCAUAUCUCGGUGCCCGUCUGGCCUCUUUCUAUGAACGAGCUGGCAGAGUGAAAUGUCUUGGAAAUCCUGAGAGAGAAGGGAGUGUCAGCAUUGUAGGAGCAGUUUCUCCACCUGGUGGUGAUUUUUCUGAUCCAGUUACAUCUGCUACUCUUGGUAUUGUUCAGGUGUUCUGGGGCUUAGAUAAGAAACUAGCUCAACGUAAGCAUUUCCCCUCUGUCAACUGGCUGAUCAGCUACAGCAAGUACAUGCGUGCCUUGGAUGAGUACUAUGACAAGCACUUCACAGAGUUUGUUCCUCUGAGGACCAAAGCUAAGGAGAUUCUGCAGGAAGAAGAAGACUUGGCAGAAAUUGUACAGCUUGUGGGAAAGGCUUCACUAGCAGAAACAGAUAAAAUCACUCUGGAGGUAGCAAAACUUAUCAAAGAUGAUUUCCUUCAACAAAAUGGAUAUACUCCUUAUGACAGGUUCUGCCCAUUCUACAAGACAGUAGGGAUGCUGUCCAACAUGAUUGCGUUUUAUGAUAUGGCCCGCAGAGCUGUUGAAACCACUGCUCAGAGUGACAAUAAAAUCACAUGGUCCAUUAUCCGUGAGCACAUGGGGGAAAUCCUCUAUAAGCUUUCCUCCAUGAAAUUCAAGGACCCAGUGAAGGAUGGUGAGGCAAAGAUCAAGGCGGACUACGCACAGCUUCUUGAGGAUAUGCAGAAUGCAUUCCGUAGCCUGGAAGACUAGAACUGUGGUUUCUUUCCUCCUUUUCCUCAGCAAGUUCUCAUAUGUGUAGAUUUUCCUAAAUUUCUCAUCUCAAACCCUUUGCUUCUUUAUUGUGCAGCUUUGAGACUAGUGCCUAUUGUGUUAUCAUUUGUCCCCCUGUUCAUUUGGUGGGUCUUAUAGAAGACAAACAUUCCUUUGUUCCAGUUUUGAAGGGCCUCCUUGAUCCUUUCUCCGAAGUGGUGAAGGUAGUAAAUAUGAUAUACGAUGGCUACACUACUGUAAACUUGUAUGUAGGGUGACGUCUCGCCACGUCCCAGAUUUGCCCUUUCCUCAUGACCGUUACAUGGUCAACAGGACUACUGCAUGUGCUUUCUUUGCAAUGGAUUUGGAAUGGAAGGCCAGACUUCUAUACAUUUUGACAGGUACUUUGUGAAAUGACUCAAUAUCUAUGUGGUAAAGUUAUUUGCAGCUUAGCAUUUUGCUGAGUAACUGUUUUGUGGGAAAUAAUUGCUUUUUUUAAACAUGAAUGAUGAAUGUUUCUAUUAUGCGUUGCUUCUCCCAGUAUAAAUCAAGAAUAUUUGUGGGAAACUGUUGAGAACUGUACUGUUUUUAAAGCAGGCAUUUGUGGGACUCAGCACAAUAGGUGAACCAGUGCCCUCUAACAAAGUGAAAAAGGAGCCAGGUGAUCAAACUUAGAUUAACAUCAUCUUGUUAAAGCCUAUUUUAUUUCACUAGGAAAAAUUCAGUAUCAAGGACUAUUCUCCUACGUUACUAGGAAAUUCUUUUUAAAAUUACAUUUAAAAUAAUCACCGAGAACUUGAUCCACAUCACACCCUCUUUUUUUCCCUCAAACAUCUUAGAAGCCUAAGCUUCUGAAAAUCAUGUGGCAGUGUGAUGGGCAGUAAAAUGCCACAGAGAAGAUAUUUAGUCAUGGUUAAAGGCUGUUUGCACCUUUAAGGACCAGUUGGGCUUUAGUGAUUCUUGGGGCCAGAGUGGCAUUAUGUUUUUGCAAGAUAAUGACAUGUGUCACAUGUUUGCGUGUUUGCUUAUUUAAGUUUUGAACAACUAGUUUCCUGAUUGUAAAAAAUAUUAUUCUUUCAUGUGGUUUUUGAUUCACUGGCUCAAAAGAUUUCCCAGAAUAUCUGUAGUUGUAGCAGCAUAACAGUUUCCAUUCUGUUUCAUAGGGAUGAAAUUAAUUCUUAUUUUUGCUGAUAACAGAAUCUGGGUCAUGUGAAAAAAAGAUCAUUUCUUCCUGUCUUUUAAGUAUAUGUUUUAAAAUAAUAGUUUCUGUGUUUGUAUGAUAAGGCACACUGCAGAACAGCUCUGAAAACAUCAGUUUCCCAUUAAUUCUUUCUGACCAAUCGUGCUGGCACCAUUGCUUCCUCUUUGGGAAGAGGAAAGGGUAUGUGAACAUGUCUAAAAUCUCAAAUACCCAAAUGUAAUAGCAUAAAUAAAGUAUUUAUUUUAUGCGUCAGUAUGUUAUUAUUUAAAUUUUUAGGUAAUGUAUUUCUUUUGGUCUUUUAAGGAAAGAUGCAGUCAGUAGAGAGUUCAGCUAUGUUUGUUUAAAUCCUUGUAGAUUGCAUAUUCUUACAGGAUAAAUAUUCUUCCGUGUGUCUUUUUUUUAACCUUUCAGAAUAUUGGAAGAUAAAAAUUAUUCAGUGAUUUGUUGAAAUGUGGAUGUGAUGGUGCUGCUUAACCAGUUUGCUCCCAGUGUGGCCUCCUACCCAGAGGCCCUAAGACCAGUGGAAAUUAAAAGAAUUUCAAAAACUCUCAAUUCCUGCCUAAAACCUACCAGCAAACUAGGAUUGUGAUAGUAAUGAAUGAUAUGACGAAGAAAGUUUGACCAAGUUCAUUUUUUCUUGUUCUGAAUUUGCAAUGUACAUUCUUAACUCCUUUUUAAGAAUGUUGGUGGAUGGGUAUGAAGAUGCUAGAGGAACUUUGCUCAGAGUCUCACUGUAAGUGUCCCUUCACCUAUAUGUUGUAGAAUUUCACAUUGGUCACUGAUCAUAUUUCUUUAGUAAGAAUGUGUUCAAGUUACAACAAUCUUUUAAAAAGAUGAUGCAGUUCUAUAUUUAUUGUGCUGUGCCUGGUCCUAAGUGGAGCCAGUUAACAAGUUUCAUAUGUAUUUUUCCAGUGUUAAAUCUCACUCAUUGUACCCUUUGGAAAUUUCCUUCCAUCCUGACAAACGAAUAGAAGAGGUCAUAUAUAUUGCCUCCAUAUCCUUGAGGUUUCAUUAUCUUUAUGUUAAAAGUUGUGUAUAAUUGUUAAAAUCUAUAAAAGAAUAAAAAGUGGAUUUAAA
Molecule: messenger RNA, 4272 nt
Organism: Hippopotamus amphibius kiboko
Lineage: Eukaryota; Metazoa; Chordata; Mammalia; Artiodactyla; Hippopotamidae
Gene: ATP6V1A
Product: ATPase H+ transporting V1 subunit A
Exons: 15
Coding region: 138-1994 (618 amino acids)
Biological process (GO): ATP metabolic process; proton transmembrane transport
Cellular component (GO): lysosomal membrane; proton-transporting V-type ATPase, V1 domain
Molecular function (GO): ATP hydrolysis activity; ATP binding; proton-transporting ATPase activity, rotational mechanism
Source: RefSeq, a predicted model, not a curated record